Molecule: messenger RNA, 3699 nt
Organism: Pungitius pungitius (ninespine stickleback)
Lineage: Eukaryota; Metazoa; Chordata; Actinopteri; Perciformes; Gasterosteidae
Product: ankyrin repeat domain-containing protein 34A
Exons: 2
Coding region: 217-1788 (523 amino acids)
Molecular function (GO): protein binding
Source: RefSeq, a predicted model, not a curated record
GGCUCAGAGGAGGAGGAGGAGGAGGAGGAGGAGGGUCGCUGCAGCGCCUCCGUCAGUCGUUUCGACAGUCGGCACCAUCAGUACCGGUCAGUCCGAUGAUGAGGAUGGUGAGGAUGAAGACGCUUCUUCAGCUCGGUGGUCUUGUGACUCCUCGCGGAGGCCGGGCUGUUGGUGUGGAGCCGGCUUUCAUUGCUCGGGAGGCCUGAGCAGAGCAUCAUGGGAGAUGGAGGCCCCCUUCAAACGGAGGGCAACGCCCUCCUCAAGGCCGUCUUCCAGGGAAAGCUUCGGCUCACCCGCCUGCUUCUAGAGGGCGGAGCUUACAUCAACGAGGGCAACGACCGCGGCGAGACCCCCGUGGCUGCCGCAUGCCUGGCGGGCUACGAUGACCCGCUGACCCGGCAGAGAAUGGUUCGGUACCUGCUGGAGAAAGGCGCUGAUCCCAACAUCCCCGACAAGGGCGGCCGCACGGCGCUGAUGCACGCCUGCGCGGAGCGGGCAGGGAAAGAAGUGGUGACGCUGCUGCUGGAGAACGGAGCGGACCCCAGCCUGAAGGACUACGCCGGGUCCUCCGCCCUGGUUCACGCCAUCAACCGGGGGGACCGCGACACCCUGCAGGCGCUGCUGGACGCUUGCAAGGCCAAAGGCAAGGAGGUAAUCAUCAUCACUACCGACACCUCGCCCUCCGGCACAAAGAAGACCAAGCAGUACCUCAACGCACCCCCCUCGCCCUGCAUCGUGGAGAAGUCCCCCCCGGCCUGCAUGUCGCCCUCCGAGGUGGAGAUCGGCACUACCUCACCGGCGGAGGGGGAGGAGGGCGUCUUCAGCUUCGCACUGGCCUCGGCGCUGCCGCUGCCAUCGGCUCGCCCUCCGGGAGAGAAGAGGCCGCCGCGCAAGCUGCUGAAGAGGCUGAACUCGGAGCCGUGGGGCCUGGUGGCGCCCUCGGCGCUGGUCGGGGCUCCUCCGGAGCGGGACGAGGAGGGGAGGCAUGACUUGGACAGGACCAUCGCCGAGUUCAACGGCCUCUCCGUCACCGAGCAGUCGAGGCCCCUGUUGUCGCGGCGACACAGCAUUGAGACCCAUGACCCCUGCUCCCCCAAGCUCAUGGACCGGUCCUGCUCCGAGGACUACGGCGCCCUCUCCGGUUCCUCCUGGGCCGACAAAGUCCAGCAGCACCAGAUCCUGUACCGCAGGAACACGGCGCCGGAGUCCCAGGAGAACGCCGGGGGGGCGGCCGCGGCGGCCCGCGCCCUGGCCCACCCCAAACUAACCCGGAUGGAGCACUACGAAUCGGACACUCACCUUUGCCCCGAGUCCGGUCCAGGGUCCCCAGACUCUGGUCGGGUCUCGGUGGAGCGGCGGCGGUACAACGCCUCCCCGCUUUCCCUGGUGCCCAGCUCCUCCAGGGAGUCCCUGGAGAACAUCCCUUGCUCCGUGUCGCCUAUUGCCCUGCGCCGCCGUCCACCGGGGCUGCUGGAGCGCCGGGGAUCCGGGACUCUCCUCCUGGACCACAUCUCGCACACCAGACCCGGCUUCUUGCCGCCGCUCAACGUCAACCCCCACAGGCCCAUCCCUGAUAUCCGGGCCAACGGCAGGCCCGGCGGCUCGCCUGUCCACGCCGGGCUCAAGCUGCUGGUCCCCGUGGCCCCCGCCUCACCCAAACGGGGCCCAGAUUUCAAGACCAAGAAGAAGCUGACCAGGAGGCACUCCAUGCAGACCGAGCAGAUGAAGCAGCUCUCCACCUUCCGGGAGAUCCUGGCAGAGAAGGUCGCCGAGGCCCAUCGGGAUUGAUGUCGGAGCGAAGCAUGAUAGGUAGCCUCGGAGACAUUUUAGAGUGGUGACGUACCGCGUCAUUUAAACCAUGACCUCUGAGCAAUCAACAAAAACACCUAAAAGAAUAAAUGUAGAAGUUCUGCCUCAUGUUUUAUCCCCUAAAGAAGAAUGUUUUAACACCACUGGACUCAACAAGGACUAGUUAAUCUCUAAACUAGAACUGUCACGCCUCAACACAAACAUCUCUGACUGGAUCUUAAAUGUUUGACAGUUUCAGAGGAGAAUAAAACAUAUUUCCUGCUAACCACAGAAAACCUUAUAUUUAAGAACCUUCAUUACAAUCACGACAGAGAUCCAUUUCUACAGAGGCACAAUUUGCACUGAAGUCCAUUUGACUCUAAUCAGCUGGUGUCCUGAUUGAAGAACGUGAUGACGUGUGAAACUACGUAAGCAUUGACACCAUCUACUUGUUUCAGUGUAAAUGAUGCAGAGUUCCUUUGACUUGAGUGUUUUUACAUUUUUGAAACAUCCCCCGACCAAGGUUAUGACCUUUAACUGUUCAGAGGCGAACUUUGGUUUUAUUGUGUUUCCAGAAGUUGUGCAGACGAUAUGAGCCCAAACUUUGUUGAGAGUGUACAUACUAUAAAGAAGCGUUUGUACUGUAAUGUCAAGGUUUAAGCACUUUGCCUGGUCGCCCUUUAGCGUAGGAACCGGACCAGGUUCCUCCUCUGUGGGUCCAGGACGGACAACACAAAGCAUAAAGAAUUCCAGAUACUAAAUACCAGAGCGGGAACAUUUCAAUUGCUCCUAUAUGGCUCUCAACAUGUCGACAGCUGACAGCGCUAACUGCUAACGUGUCAGCUCUUUCAGUCAUGAUCAUUAUAAUGAUCAUAAUCUCAAAUGAAAGAGUUAAUAAAGUUCUAUGUUAGCUUAACGCUAGGCUAGCUCUGCCGCUUAGAGUGGAGAGUUCAAGCAGCGCAACCUCCUCCAUGUUGGAGUCUGCACCCAAUCGGAGGUCAGCGCUGCGUCUUAUUGGUUGACAAUAUGUUCCGAUUGACUGAUAAAUCACUACUAAUCUAAUAUUUAUAAUAUUUAUUUAUAAUUCAAUUAGGUUUGCUGGGAUGUUUUAAUGAACUCUGCCUCGCCGACUGAUUAAUGCUAACCAUUUACACACAACGGAAUGUCUGUUUCUACAGCGUUCCUUAUGUUUCACAAUUCAUUUCAUUAUCUCGGAUAAGCUGGGCCAGAGGUUCAAUACUAAUUGCAAAUAAAUCCAAUAAACAACUGCAACAUGAACCGUAGAGCUGAUGAAACUAAGCUAGCUGCUUAUAACAGCUAAAAUCAUAGACUAUGCACUUUCCUGCAUUUAGCUUGUUAGCUAGCAGAGUGCUACCAUGCAGGUGCCUCCACAAUUACUUUCAUUCAGAGGCUCAAAACUAUGAUUAUAAAUAUUUCAGAUUCUUGUUAAAUCAAAAGGCACUAAUUAUCUUUUCAAAGCUAAAAAGAAAGUUAGCAGCUAAUCCAGCUAAAUGAAUGAAUUGUUUGAAUGAUUUUCUUUUCCUUUACCCUGGCUUCCAUUGGUGAUUUUUUUGCUUAGCUAGGAUAACGGUCUCCCACUAAGCUAGGUGGAGAGUCCACUGGUUCUCGUCUUUGUGCUAAGCUAGCUAAAGCUGUACUGGACACACAGAGGAAAACAUCUAUUGACAAUGUCUAAAAAACGUUAACUGGAUUCGGUCUGAUGCGGUUUAACCGGGACUGAUGAAGGUUAUUUUGGUAUUAACCAGACUCAAACUGGUCCGAAGUGGAUUGAACCUGAUGAACCCGGAAAGGACCAUCUAAACUAAAGGAAACUUAUGAAAACCUGUUCUUCUUCCUUUGCUCUGAUUGUAACUCAAACUGUGGAAUAAAAACGUUGCUUUAUGACCAACA